UGGUAGCGAGAAAGAGUCACUUCAUGAUAUCCUACUGACGUCUACAUUGACUGAUAGAGUAGCAACAGCAUCUAAAGAAACCCUUCACACUUGGACCGCACGCUAGGGCGACUUCAGUUCAUCUCUACAACCAAACCAGCUACUUCUUUAACUGAAAAUGCCUCUAAAGUUUACUACUGUGAUCCUUGUCUGUGUUGGUAGUUUGUUCUUGUGUGCGAGCGCUCAAAGCUUAUCACGAGACUACGGGGUGAAACUGUGCGGCAGAGAGUUUAUAAGAGCCGUUAUCUUCACGUGCGGCGGGUCCCGUUGGAAACGAUCCUUAGACGAAGACUUGGAUCGCUUCCAGCCCGGUUCCUACAGUGAUGUCACGAAGGGCGAGGACAGCAGAAUCAACUGGCCUCACGGACAUGAUCUAGAGCAGGCAGCAGACCACCCUCUCCAGCUCUCAUCCUCCCUGGCAGACCUCCUCUCACUCUUGGGCGGAGUGGGAGACCAUAGGGGGUCAAUGGUUGAUGUAAACCCCAGCGAGGGGCUUCCGAACCAGGCUUCAGUGCUGGGAGGAGUGGCCAAGAAUCCGAGCAUCAACUGGCCACGGCGUGACAGACAGAAGAGGAACUUUUCCCUGGGCGUAGCUGGCAUGUGCUGUAACCAGGGUUGCACUAAGAAUGACAUUGGGCGUCUGUGCUGAGUGAGACUGGGGCAGAACAGAGAUGGUGGAGGUGGACACUGGCUGAGGGAGAUCACCCUGUACAGAACGGAGAACGUUGCUCUAAUUCUCCUUCCUGUACAGGGUGAGGAGAGCUCCGCCUUCUCUCUGUGUUGUUGGACUGGGUGUGAGACAGCAGUUUUAAGUUUGCAUUUCAGUGUUCCAAGACAAUCACAAGGUUUGGGUUGUUGAUGGGGGCACUUUAAAAUGGCUUUGUAUACUUUUCUGUAUAAUGUGAAAGGAAAAUAGUUUACAUUUCAUUUGAAUUAUUGCUCAAAUUUUGUCUCAUCAUUAAAGGAAUGACUUUGCUACUGAAGUAAGAGCAUCAUUGUACUUCCCUGAGAAACAAAAUAGUUUGAAUGACAUGAAACAUGUAUCUCCCCUAACAACCCACCACAA
This is a messenger RNA of Salmo salar (Atlantic salmon), 1105 nucleotides long. It is a transcript of the gene rln1, whose product is annotated as relaxin 1. Gene Ontology annotation, cellular component: extracellular region. Gene Ontology annotation, molecular function: G protein-coupled receptor binding; hormone activity. NCBI's taxonomy places the organism in Eukaryota, Metazoa, Chordata, Actinopteri, Salmoniformes, Salmonidae. The record is from RefSeq and is a predicted model, not a curated record.